CCCAGUCCUGCAUUCGCUCGACUGAAUUCUAGCUCGAGGCUCGGUUUGGUGCAGCCAGCCCGAGUAGUCGGUUCCCGUGUCAAUACUCCAGGAGCCUUCACUUCUGACACUUGAGACCACAGAGCGACUACUGGGCCGCAACAGACGGACAGAUGGCGGAACUGCCGCUUCCGACAGUCUUAGGCCUACCGGCUGUGUCUGUUUCCCCGUCCGUGCAAGGACUGCAAUUUUCCCAGGACGGACAAGCCGUACUCCUGACGAAGUAUGCCGUCUACAUUUUGACCCCCGACCUGGGUGUCAACGUCCAUUCCUCGGUGAUUAAGAAAAUUACGGACAUCAAGCCCUCUCCCCGCGGUAUCGUUCGACCGCUGGGAUGGCUGAGGACCAUGAUUGAAUAUGAUCGGUCUCUUCCUCAUCAAUGGCCUAUUGAUUGCUCAGAGUGGGGCACCGUUUCUCUAGGCUCGCUUGACCCCUCCCUCUGGGCAGCGACGCUUUCUCCUAGCAAUCUCACCAUGGACGCAGGAUGCGUGCUCGCGCUGCUAAACUCGAACCUUGAACUAACCAUAUGGAGUGCGAGCAAGAACCUUCUCACAGGAGAGUGGGUUAUGCUCGAAGAUGUCACAUCCUCUCUGAAAAUCGUGGCCGUUGCCAAGACGCAGGGUUCGGCGUUCAAACAGAUGUUGCAACUGCAGUCUACCUGUAUUGAGUGGUCCUCUCAGCCUAGUUGGGGCCUCACGCCCGCUCCACGCGUUGACGCGUCUCUGUUGGCGGUGGGUAAUCGCGCCGGUUCCGUUACGUUUCUCAGAUACAACAGAACCAACCGACGUAUGGUCGUUGUGGAGGAAGUUUCGGUCUCUGAUAGAUGGGUGACGCAGCUCGCAUGGUCUUCGUGGAGUCUCAUCCAAGAUGGUACCUGCGAGGCGAUGCUGGCGUGCGGCACGUCUGAUGGGUCGGUCACCAUCCUGACUGCCCGACAGACACUCACUGCUAAGCCUGGUAUCACACAAUUUGUGCAAACCCACCAACUCCAUUUGAGUGUUGAGCCUUAUGACGGGGAGGCAUGCGAAUCUGACAGAAGAGCUAUCACCGCCAUGAGGUGGGCGAAUGUCGCUGAGCGCAGCCCGAUUCUAAUAUACCACAAGGCCGGCGUUCUGUUCCUAUGGUCUCCAUCCUUUGGAAAAGCAGCAUGGUCAGGCUCGCGCACGCUGCUGCUCCGAACGCAGAAGCGCUCCGUGGGGUCGACGGCGCUUAGUCCAUGUUCUGGCAUCUCCUACAUACCAACUCAUGACGUGUGUGUGGUCUCUCUGUCGGAUGGAUCUUUUCAUGCCAUUCGAAAUCUCUUCGUCGACCCAUCGUUGGACCAAUCGUCAUCGGCAAACGUAUCGUCUGAAACGCUGUCCGCAGCCUCCCGCGCUAUUUUCGUUAGGGCUGAACCGGAGAAGGCCUCAUUCAAAGACGUGGACAGGACUAACGGGAUGACUACUUUCGACGGCCGUGCAACAUUUUUGUGGAUAUACGAAGCAUCACGUCCGACAGAUUUCAGCUACAAGCACGACGCAAAGCAUAUCAGCACAUUCGUUGUGGCACAACUGUGGGAGGAAAGUUUUGGCGAUGGAGUCAUCUCUGACCUGGCGGAGCGCGUCGGUCAUCCCUCAAAUAGUAGCGGGGAGACGCCCUUGUCUGCUCUUCGUGCAAUCCUUUGGCAGCUCCGGGAGUCAGUCAGGAUCCCACGCAUACACUCGGGUAUACUGAAGGUUCUGUAUCAAAUCCCGUUGAGCGGCGCCCUCGCGGAUUUCCACAUUCCACCAUAUGCCGGAGAUUGGACAUCGGAUGUAUCCCGCGAAGUUCGAGAAAGCUUGACUACGCAUCUCUUCGGAUGGGACAGCACUCAAUCCCUGCGCAUGCGAUAUGCCGUAGCGGUCUUCUGUCAGAACCACUCAGAGAUGCCCGACGUGCAGCAAGAAUUUGCCAAGGCUGCCAGUCUAUUUCUGGCGGGUGUCCGAAACCAUGUCCAGGCCACGUUGAUACGGCACAUCUCGGCCUUAAGUGAGCUACUCAAUCAGGAUGACAUAUCAUUUGCCCAUCGCACCAUUCAUCAGGCCGCCACCGCAGGAGCGCCCCCGACGUUGGCUAAGGAAGCCGAAGAGCUUCGGAAGCAACUGUUACGGUCUACGCCGCACCCUGAGCUAAGCACCGACGCCAGUACCGGGACCGGCGCGCGAACCCUCUCGUCCCUUGACAGCCUGGUCGAGCCAUGCCCAGCAUGCAAUGUCCCGAUCCCGCUCUCGCCUGCGGAUCCGGAAAGCGCCAUAUGCGCAAACGGCCACGUGUGGGCGCGCUGUUGCAUUACCUCAUACCUGCUCGCCACACCGACAGUACGGACAUGCAUUGGCUGCAGCCGCAAAGCGUUUCAACCUUCACUCACACUUGCUUCCCCUGCCGUAAACAUGCACGCGGCCGAGCCGACGGACGGGGACAGUCACGGAGACCGAGGCCGAGACAAAACGGCGCCCUCACCGCAGGAUACCGGCUCAAGCGCUGUCGGAGGGGUCGGAGGGUCAUCCAGCGUGCUUCCCAACUCAGCGCGCAACAGUAGGGUUGUGAGAGAUCUCCUCGAUGCGACGCGGCGCUGCCCGGUCUGCGGGAAUAACUUUGUCGUGCUCGUGUGAUCUCUCCGGGAUCUGCGCGGCAUACGUGUUCAGUACGUCGU
Messenger RNA from Dichomitus squalens LYAD-421 SS1, 2710 nucleotides. RefSeq lists its product as uncharacterized. The transcript has 14 exons. Gene Ontology annotation, cellular component: transcription factor TFIIIC complex. Gene Ontology annotation, biological process: transcription initiation at RNA polymerase III promoter. Gene Ontology annotation, molecular function: histone acetyltransferase activity; protein binding. The coding region runs from base 153 to 2669 and encodes 838 amino acids. NCBI's taxonomy places the organism in Eukaryota, Fungi, Basidiomycota, Agaricomycetes, Polyporales, Polyporaceae. The record is from RefSeq and is a predicted model, not a curated record.